Molecule: messenger RNA, 4225 nt
Organism: Elgaria multicarinata webbii
Lineage: Eukaryota; Metazoa; Chordata; Lepidosauria; Squamata; Anguidae
Gene: IL18R1
Product: interleukin 18 receptor 1
Exons: 11
Coding region: 328-2007 (559 amino acids)
Biological process (GO): positive regulation of type II interferon production; interleukin-18-mediated signaling pathway
Molecular function (GO): interleukin-18 binding; interleukin-18 receptor activity; interleukin-1 receptor activity
Source: RefSeq, a predicted model, not a curated record
UUGAUUGGGGGCCCUUACGGGGUUUUCUUCGCCUCGCCGGCCGAAGCAGGUCUCGCGCCGCGACAAGAAAGGGAGGGCCCUUCCCCUCGCUCCUGGGGCUUCACCUGGACCUCCUCACCUGGACAAGCUGCCUCUCCUCGCCCUUCCCCGAGCGUCGAGGACCCAUGCUUGAGGCUGUCCCCUUCGUCGGCGGGAAGCCCCGUCCUCGCUUCCUCCUUCUCUUUCUUCUCCUUAACUCCCAGCCGGUGUUCUCCACGCUUUUCGCGUCCCCCUCUUGUCCAGACCGCUUGGAUUUCAGAGAAGAAGGUACAACUAAAUUCAUUUAAAAUGUAUUUAGGAAAUCCAUCAGUCUUGCUGUUGCUGAUCGUUAGCUUUGUCACCCCAGGUAAGCUUUGCAUGUUGCGGCCAGUUAUUAACCUACUAGAAGAAGAAUAUUUUUCAGUUUGCUGUCCUACAUCAGGACAAGAGAAAGAAUAUACUGUAAACUGGUACAGAGAAAAUGAAGGAAAAUGGAUGUCAAUUCAAGAAGAUGGCAGAAUUGAUUUGAAUGGGACUUAUUUGCAAUUUUGGCCAGCUGUUCUGAAUGAUACUGGAAAAUAUUCUUGCUGUCUCAGCAAUGAAACACACAUCAGCUGUUUCAACAGGUCAUUGAAAGUCCUUCAAAGAAAUAAAGAAAGUUGUUUCAAUCCAAAUCAUAUAGAAACUGGAAUACCUAGAAAAACUGGACAAUCACAUACCUUAAACUGUAAUCAUAUUCAUCACCCUGCAAAUGUUGUCAGCAUAACAUGGUACAAGAACUGCAGCAGGAUCUUGGAUAAAACAGAGGAAGAACUGGUCAUCUUUGAGUUAAAACCUGGAGAUGUUGGGAAAUACACAUGUGUGAAAUCAUUGACUCAUGCAGGAAAGAGUUACAACAUCACACGUACAACUGAACUAAUAUUGCAAGAUCCUCAGGAAAACACAGGACUAAGUCUAAUUGGACCUGAGCACACUGUAUUAAAAACAGCAAUAGGUAAAAGUGAGAUCCUCAACUGCACAGCUUUUCUCCCUAACAAUUCAUUUGAAAGCCAUUGGGAGCUGUAUUGGCUAUACAAUGGCACAUUUGUAGACAAAUGUCAGGACACCAAUGAAGGCGACUCACCAUGUGAAAUGGACAGAAAAAAAGAAGAGGAAAAAUAUGUAUUGAUACAAUUGUGGCUUAAAAGUGUUAAAGAGGAGAACAUCCAUUCUUCUUAUGACUGCAUUCUCUCUGGACAUAAAACUGCAAGACAUUCAUUUAUAUUGCAGAAAGAAACGAAUCCAGAUCUAUCAGUCCAUGUUUUUACUACUGGAAUCAUUAUGGCAAUACUCUUUUCCUUUAUUACUGUAUUCAUGGCAAUUCUGUGUGCAGUAUUCAGAGUUGAUCUUGUUUUAUUGUACAGAGAUAUAACAGCAAAGGAUGACACUUUGGGAGAUGGAAAGUUAUAUGAUGCUUUUGUGUCUUACUUGAAAGACUCCACACCAAUAUAUGGUGAAGAGAGGAAAUUUGCUCUGCAAGUAUUACCCAAAAUAUUAGAAGAGCAUUUUGGAUACAAACUGUGUAUCUUUGAACGAGAUGUCUCUCCUGGAGGAGCUGUUGUUGAUGAUGUCCAAUCAUUUAUUGACAGAAGUCGAAGAUUAAUCAUUAUACUGAGCAAGAACUACAUCUCCGACCAAGUCAUGUUUGAACUCGAAACUGGACUGCAUAAGGCGUUAGUUGAAAGAAAAAUUAAAGUAAUAUUAGUUGAAUACAUGCCCAUAAGUGAUUUUGAAUUCUUGCCCAAGUCUCUGGAACUUCUUUCAUCCCACCAAGUGGUGAAAUGGAAAGAAGAGAAGUCGCUCCCAUUAAAUUCCAGGUUUUGGAAGAAGCUGCGCUACGCAAUGCCUGCGAAGCCCCCCUUGAAAAACUCACCAGCUCUUUUUCAACAUCCUAGGAAAGAAGGAGAGUUAUUAGUGCAUUCUGUAUCAUAUCCCAGCUGUCCCUGCUGAAGGCUUCAUUCAGGAUUUAUUCAGCCUAGCUUUUCAUCUGCGUCAUUUCAGAUAAUUGUAAAAGUUGCAAGCAGAAGGAUUGCCACAGAGCUCAGUAGAGAAUACAUUAUCUCUUUAUUAUUGACAGAUUUCAUUCAUAUUUUAAUGUUGCUAAUAUUCUGUAUGUCGACACAUAUUUGAAUUGCUGCUAUCUUCAGUUUUAAAAGUAUAUGUUUGUGGGGAAAAGAACAUAUGCAGGCACUAAAGGGCAACAGCAACUUUAAAAACAAAACAAAAAACACCUAAUUGGAUUAAGACAUCUUGAAGAAAUGUGUGGUUGGAUAGUUAUCACCAUUUGUAAUACUUAAGGUUGCCUAGUAGAUAAAGCACUAUAAUAAGUAGUACGGGUUAGUGACCUGUUUUCUAACUGUAUUUAAUAAUUAUAAUAAUAAUUAAUAAUAAUGUAUCAAUAGUAUGAGUAUGCUUGGUGAAAUAACCAUUUGAUAUACUUGUUUUGCUAUGUGACAGAAGCUGGCAAUGUAACAGAUGAUGGGAGAUUGUUCUAUUAUGAUUUACAUUACAGCCAUUUGGCUGCAACAACUGGGCAACCUUUAGAGGGCAAGUGUGUGUACUUGACAUUGGAUUAAUCUCAAGAGACCACAGUUUUGUAAACACUGGGCCUUCUGUGGUUAUGCUUUGUACAGGAAGUAGCCAUCUGACUCAUCAACCACAAUCUCAGUAGCAGGGAUGUUUGUUUCUGACCAGAGCAUUGCUCUCAUGUGACUAGAUGCCAUCUCGGAACUUAAAUUGUAGAGUAACUUCAUCUUUUCUUCUACACUGGAUAUUGAACAAUUGACAUGUUUUGGGCUAAUUAUUACUGUAAUUACCAUACUUUACACAAAUUGUGGUUAUAAAGCACUUAGGGAAAAAUUGAGACAAAAUCCACAAGCAGCACACAAGCCUCAUGCUCUUCCGGUCAGUGAGAGUCGGUCCACUGUGGACUUCUUUAGCAUCCUGAGGAUAGACAGCUCACUUCUGAUUGGUGAAUGAAGUUUUUUACCCACCCACCUUAUUUUUUAUUGGAGGAUGGUUGUCUCAUCAUUCAUUGUGGCCUCCACCUCUGGCCAGAACAAGUGUAUACAAGCACAGGGAGCAAGAGCUCUUCUGCUGCUUCGCCUUUCAUCUGGACCACCAUGCCCAAAGAUUUGGCAACUGUGAACCUCUUAGACUUUGGAACUUACAAAUAAUUUUAAGCCUUUGCUUUCUUAGAAUAUUUUCUGAUCUUGGGACUUAAUCUUAUUUCUGAAGAUGGAACUUAGAAUUACUUCCAAUUCUUUGGGUUCUUUUUUCCACUCUAGCUUCUACGCGUAACUAAGUUGAAUUAGAAUCAUAGAAUAGUAGAGUUGAAAGGGGCCUAUAAGGCCAUUGUGUCCAGCCCCCUGCUCAAUGCAGGAAUCCACCCUAAAGCAUCCCUGACAGAUUGUUCCAGCUGCCUGUUUAAUGCCUCUAGUGUGGGAGAGUCCACGACCUUCCUAGGUCAUUGGUUCCAUUGUCGUACUGCUCUAACAGCCAGGAAGUUUUUCCUGAUGUCCAGGCGGAAUCUGACUUCCUGUAAUUUGACCCCAUUAUUCUGGGUCCUGCAUUCUGGGAUGAUUGAAAAGAGAUCCUGGCCCCCUUCUGUGUGACAACCUUUCAAGUAUUUGAAGAGUGCUAUCAUAUCUCCCCUCAGUCUUCUCUUCUCCAGACUAAACCUACCCAGUUCUUUCAGUCUUUCCUCAUAGGGCUUUGUUUCCAGACCCCGGUUCAUCCUUGUUGCCCUCCUCUGAACAUGCUCCAGCUUGUCUGCAUCCUUCUUCACAUGCCCAAAGGAACUUAGUAAUGUUUUUGGCCACUUCGCUUUUUAUAUUCAAGUAAUGUCCAGGAGGAAGUAAAAAGGGAGAGUUAGCAAUUUUAGCAUGUUUUAGCUUUACAACACAAGGCAGAAUGCACGAGGGUAUUGGGAAGUUAUAACAAUAAUGCUAGAAGCUCAAUUUGUUACCUCACUUGCUACAUUUGUAGUGCCAGCAUUAUUAAUUGCAAUUCUUUUUGUUAAUUUUAUAUUUAGGUUACAUUCUUUUUCACUGCUGAUAAUGUAAUCAGAAAGAAAGCUUCUAACUCUCAUAGAACCACCAUGCUAUAUUUUCUUAAUCUUUGUAAUUUUCUUAAAUGAAGCAUGUAAUAAAUUUCAAUUCACUUUUUA